This is a messenger RNA of Anopheles coustani, 1722 nucleotides long. It is a transcript of the gene spz3, whose product is annotated as protein spaetzle 3. Gene Ontology annotation, biological process: central nervous system formation; innate immune response; regulation of Toll signaling pathway. The transcript is spliced from 6 exons. Gene Ontology annotation, cellular component: extracellular region. Gene Ontology annotation, molecular function: growth factor activity; Toll binding. Lineage: Eukaryota; Metazoa; Arthropoda; Insecta; Diptera; Culicidae. The coding region runs from base 1 to 1722 and encodes 573 amino acids. The record is from RefSeq and is a predicted model, not a curated record.
AUGGCCCUGGUGAACUAUACACUGCCGUUUGGCAGUAUUCAGGCACCGUCGUGGGCUUCCGCGACUCCCCUGCAGAAUCAGCAUGCGUCGGCUGUGAACAAUCUGCUGUACGGACCUGCCGGACACCAGGAGGAUGAUCAGGAUUUCUACAAGAACGCACCGUACGCCCCGCCCCAGCGCCAGGCGAAGCAGUCUCCUCAGCAGCAGCAGCAGACUCCACAGCACCAACAGCAACACUCGAUACAGUACAGGCAGACGCCCCGGAAUAACUACUUGCCUCCGCCGUCGCCUUACAUCCCACCGAGUGCCAGCUAUCCGCAGGCACCACCACAACCGCCGCAGGUUCAGCAGCCCCCUUCGGCGGGACGAACGUACGGCGAGGGUUCCUACUCGGAUGGUGCCGGUGGUGCGGGUUCCCCGAGCUCGAAACCACCCCAACAACCCCAGCAGCCCCAGCAGCCCCAGCAACCCCAGCAACCCCAGCAGCCCGCGUACUACGAGUACUCUUCCGGCAGUUACGCAACGCAGCCCGGGCGAGCCUUCGAGCAGGCGGCGAACCCGCAGCAGGGAACCAGCUACCGCAGCAAUACUCAGCCGGGCGGGCAACCGGGGCCGGCCCCCCGGUCUCCGAGCCAGGGAGCAGCACCGAGCUACCCGCAGAGACCUCCGUCGUACGCCAACGUCGGCGCGGUCGGUACCCACACGCAGAUACAUCCGGUGCUGGACUACGACGACGACGACGAUGAGUACUACGAUGACCCGGAGGAGGUGGUCGCUACGGUAGGCGGUGGGAUCUCAGACAAUCGGAAAAACUCUCGUAUGCCAACGGUCACACCGAUCCAGGGGCCCAUAUUUGUAAGGAAUGGAACAGUUCCUGUCGUGCCAUUAUUCGCGUAUCCUCAAGUCAGUAAUGGAACUUUCAUCCAAAUACCGAUAUGGUGGACAGCUUUAUCCGUAGCGCUCGGGCUCAGCAUUCAUGGAGAUGUCAUCAGAGGUGUUCCGUGCAUAAAGAAGUACCAUCAACUGUUCUGCCCGACGGCGGGCAAUACCUAUCCUAGUGACAAGAUUGAGAUGUUCAUCGACGAGAACAAAGCGCUAAUGAAGCGAAUGUACGGUGACUUCGAGAUGACGUCGCGGUUUCCCUCGUCCCCGGGCAGGAAGCGCAAAAGGAGCACGGGAGGUGGCGGCGGUGGUCCGGACGAUGAAGACUUCACCCUGCUGCCGGAGCUGAUGGAUCUGUACGGAGAGCCCGGGGGAGCGGUUCGUCUAGGCGGCGAUUCGUACUUCAGCACGUUGCGCAAGAAACGCCAGAAUCAGAACUCGAGUGCUCGGGGGAGUGGCGGUGGGCGAGGGGGCGCAGGGUCGGCCAAUGCACGCCAGACGGCCGCCCCAGCCAACGGCAACGGGGGCAGCGGGAGUGGAGAGUCCAAUACGGGCCGAGUCGAUGCCUGCGAGUCGAAGAUCGAAAUAGUGACGCCAUACUGGGCGACGAAUUCCGCCGGCAAGGUGCGUGCCAUCGUCAACACGCAGCACUUCGAGCAGGCGAUCCACCAGGAAGUGUGUUCGAAAACACAGACGAGCCGCUGCUCCGGCGACUGUGGCUGUGAGCAGAAGUACAAAUGGCACCGGUUGCUGGCGUACGAUCCGGACAACGACUGUAAGGGUAUCUUUAUGGACUGGUUCCUGUUUCCGUCGUGCUGCGUCUGCCGGUGUAAUCCUUAG